UCGCUAGCAUAUAAAUACAAGUGUAGCCCGAAAAUUUGAAUCAUUCGAUAUCAGUUUGGAAAGCUUCAUAGCCGGCUGCUCUGAACUUAACGUCAAUACAACCAAUAAUCUCAAUUUCUUCUUGUGUGUGUUAAAAGAAAAACUAAUUUAUCAAAAUGCGUGAAUGUAUCUCUAUCCAUGUUGGUCAAGCUGGUGUACAAAUCGGUAACGCCUGCUGGGAAUUGUACUGCUUGGAACAUGGCAUCCAGCCUGAUGGUCAGAUGCCUUCUGAUAAGACUGUCGGCGGUGGUGAUGAUUCUUUCAACACCUUCUUCAGCGAAACUGGCGCUGGCAAGCAUGUGCCCCGUGCCGUUUUCGUCGAUUUGGAACCCACUGUAGUCGAUGAAGUGCGUACCGGUACCUACCGUCAAUUGUUCCACCCUGAACAAUUGAUCACUGGUAAGGAAGAUGCCGCCAACAACUACGCUCGUGGUCACUACACCAUUGGCAAGGAAAUUGUUGACUUGGUCCUCGAUCGCAUCCGUAAAUUGGCUGAUCAAUGUACCGGUCUCCAAGGUUUCUUGAUCUUCCACUCCUUCGGUGGUGGUACCGGCUCCGGUUUCACCUCCUUGUUGAUGGAACGUUUGUCUGUCGAUUAUGGCAAGAAAUCCAAAUUGGAAUUCGCCAUCUAUCCCGCUCCCCAAGUGUCCACCGCUGUUGUAGAACCCUACAACUCCAUUUUGACUACCCACACAACCUUGGAACACUCUGACUGCGCCUUCAUGGUCGACAAUGAAGCCAUCUACGACAUCUGCCGUCGUAACUUGGACAUUGAGCGUCCCACAUACACCAACUUGAACCGUUUGAUCGGCCAAAUUGUUUCCUCCAUCACCGCCUCUUUGCGUUUCGACGGUGCCCUCAACGUUGAUUUGACUGAAUUCCAAACUAACUUGGUGCCCUACCCACGUAUCCACUUCCCCUUGGUCACCUAUGCUCCCGUCAUCUCUGCCGAGAAGGCCUACCACGAACAAUUGUCGGUUGCCGAAAUCACCAACGCCUGUUUCGAACCCGCCAACCAGAUGGUUAAGUGCGAUCCUCGUCACGGCAAGUACAUGGCCUGUUGCAUGUUGUACCGUGGUGAUGUUGUGCCCAAGGAUGUCAAUGCCGCCAUUGCCACCAUCAAGACCAAGCGCACCAUUCAAUUCGUUGACUGGUGUCCCACUGGCUUCAAGGUCGGUAUUAACUACCAACCACCCACUGUUGUGCCCGGUGGUGAUUUGGCCAAGGUACAACGUGCCGUCUGCAUGUUGUCCAACACCACCGCCAUUGCCGAGGCUUGGGCUCGUCUCGAUCACAAGUUCGAUUUGAUGUACGCCAAGCGUGCUUUCGUCCACUGGUACGUCGGUGAAGGUAUGGAAGAAGGUGAAUUCUCCGAAGCCCGUGAAGAUUUGGCUGCCCUCGAGAAGGAUUACGAGGAAGUCGGUAUGGACUCUGGUGACGGUGAGGGCGAAGGUGCUGAAGAAUAUUAAGCAGCCAAACCCAUCAUCGACAACCAUCAAAACCAAAAAAAAGACAGAAGAAGUGUGUAUUGAAAAAAUUCUCGACCUAUUAGCUGAAACUACUCAACUAAACAUUCAAUAUACUUUUUUUAAACAAACUGUUAUUUUAAAAAUGAUAACGAAUCCAAAACAAAAUACUUGUAAAUUUUUUUUAUUUUCAAAUUUGAAAAAACAUGAAUGAAAAGAACAAAUUUUAAAGAAAUGCACUUUAAAAACACGAAAAAAACAAGAACCUAAUAAAAUGAAAGGCUUAAGCUGCAUUGAAUGAAAAUAUUCCAAAAGAAAA
Lucilia cuprina (Australian sheep blowfly) is the source of this 1824-nucleotide messenger RNA. RefSeq names its product tubulin alpha-1 chain (gene alphaTub84B). Gene Ontology annotation, molecular function: GTP binding; structural constituent of cytoskeleton. The coding region runs from base 156 to 1508 and encodes 450 amino acids. Gene Ontology annotation, cellular component: cytoplasm; microtubule. The transcript is spliced from 2 exons. The record is from RefSeq and is a predicted model, not a curated record. Lineage: Eukaryota; Metazoa; Arthropoda; Insecta; Diptera; Calliphoridae. Gene Ontology annotation, biological process: microtubule cytoskeleton organization; mitotic cell cycle.